AUGACAGGUAUUUAUUAUGUCUGUUUUCCUUCCUCUGAUCAGGACCUGCAGUCCCCAGCUUGGCUUUAACCUUUUGGCUAAGUGAAGAGAAGCAGGUUUUUGACCAGAAGCAGCCUAACACUGAGGCAGUAGAGAGACUGCUCACAAGCAGGUGACAGGACCAUGGGUGACACGCAGAAGGGCAGCCUUCAUCAGGAGCUUCAUCAAGAAAGUUCAAUGAGAGCUGAACUCCAUCUCUUCCCCUCCAGGAAGCUCACAGGAGAUUCCCUCCAGGAGGCUGAUCAAAGACAGGACAACAAGCAGGAGCUGGAAAUAAAAAGUGAGAUGGAGACAUGUUUUCCAAAGAGACAGGGAGAGGUACAUCCUUAUGGGAUGGAAGUCUGGGAGUGCAAGGAGAGUGGAAGAGCCCACAUCAGCAAGGCUGUCCUUGCUGGUGACGAGCCAGACCUGCCCAUGUGUGGGAACGGUGCUGUUUGGAUUCAGCAGGUGGGGGAGAAAACCUACAGGUGUCCUGAGUGUGGGAAGAGCUUCAGCCGGAGCUCAUACCUGAGCCAGCACCAGAGGAUCCACCUGGCAGAGAAACCCUUUGGCUGCUCCGAAUGCGGGAAGAGUUUCACCCGCAAUUCAGACCUGAUCAAACACCAGCGGAUCCACACGGGGGAGAAGCCUUACCAGUGCAGCGAGUGCCAGAAAACCUUCAGCCAGAGGUCUAAUGUGAUCAGGCACCAGCGCACCCACACGGGAGAGAGACACUACCUGUGCAACGAGUGUGGGAAGAGCUUCAGCCAGAACUCGCAUCUCAUUGUCCACCAGCGAAGCCACAAGGGUGAGAAACCCUUUAAUUGCCCGCGGUGUGAGAAAAGCUUCAGCGACCGCUCCUCCCUCAUCAUCCAUCGGAGGGUCCACACCGGAGAGAAGCCCCACAAGUGCCAGGAGUGUGGGAAGCGUUUCCGGGACAGCUCAGCCAUCAUUCGGCAUCAGAGGAUUCACACGGGAGAGAAACCCUACAAGUGCACGGAGUGUGGCAAGACCUUCCGGCAGAGCUCCUCGCUGGUGACCCACAUGCGGACACACACGGGUGAGAGGCCCUACAAGUGCCCCGUGUGCGGGAAGGGCUUCAGCCAGAGCUCAGCACUCAGCACUCACCGCCGGGUCCAUGGGGGAAAGGCCUUGCCCGUGUGCCUCCUGCCCAGCCCCUUCCAGUGCACGGAGUGUGGCCGCAGGUGCAGCGACCGCUCGGCUCUGUGCCAGCACCGGAGCCUGCACGCCGAGGAGCGGCCCCACAUGUGCGGCGAGUGCGGGGACAGCUUCCGCCGCAGCUCGGCUCUCAGCGUGCACCUGAGGAUCCACCGUGGCCACAGACCCUACAGGUGUGAGGAGUGCGGGAAAACCUUCCGGCACAGCUCGGCCCUCCGUGCCCACCUGAGGAUCCACGCGGGAACCAAGCCCUACAAGUGUGUCGAGUGCGGGAAAACCUUCCGGAAAAGUUCAACGCUUAAAGUGCAUUUGAAAAUCCACGUGGCCAAGAAACCUCAUAAAUGUCUGGUGGGUAGAAGAAUCCUCACCUCCCGCUCACUUCUGCCAUAAGCCUGGAGUGGAUGUUCAGAACAGGAAUAUAAAGUAGUUUUUGGAGGUACCUGAAUGCAUGGUGAGAACCAUGGUGGGAAGAGAUUGACUGGAGAUGUGGUAUAUCUGGUGUUAAGGCUGGGUGCUUAACCCCAGAAGCACAAAAAACUUCAGGAGAUUUGGAAACAGGGAGCUAGUCCCAAGAGUUGAGUGCUGGGGGUUUAGGAAGAGUGCCAAGAGCCUGAGGAAUGAGCACCAGCUUCAGGGUAAGUGAGUACUGUGAAUAUAUGCUAGAAUAAUAACUGGGAGAAUUGUAAAAUACAGCUAACGUGAAAGUCAAAAUAAAUUGUUCCAGGUUGGUUCUGACUCAAAACUUUGGCUUGUUAGAUGCUAUAAUAGACUUAGGAACUCUUCUUUCUAUUACCUUCCCUUAUUUUUCAUGACUGUAGUAAGUUUACAUAGUGUUUGACAAGGCAUUUCUAGAUCUUUUCAGAGUGAGACUUUGGAGCUGAACUUCAAUCUGUCUUUUUUCCAAAUCUUACAUGGGACAAAGAAUUCCUACCUCAUGAUAGCUAGGUAACACAAAACUCUAAUGGCUGUUCCCAGAAAACCUGGAUGCAGAAGCGCUUCCAGUUGAAAGGCAGUCUAUAGGUUCUCCCAGAUUUGUGGUUGCUGAUUUGAAACUCCUUCCAACUUGGGACAUCAACAAAACGUGGAUAAAAAUGUGGCUUUAUAUUAUUUAACCCAAAAAGAAAGGAUUUGCCCCCAGAUGUCCUAGUCUGAACCGGUACACGGUGAGUUCUCGCUACUGGUCCAGAGACUGAUUGCAAUUGUCUCGUUCUUUUUAUGGCACUCUUCUUUAGCUCGCUGUUGUUUCCAGAGUAUUAACAUAAACAGUUCGGCAUUUAAGGACUGCGUAUUACAUAAACCUCUUUUAUACUGCAAUGUUUUAUUACACUGCGUUUCCAUCCUAAAUAAAACCUUUUCGUU
Molecule: messenger RNA, 2556 nt
Organism: Sturnus vulgaris (Common starling)
Lineage: Eukaryota; Metazoa; Chordata; Aves; Passeriformes; Sturnidae
Biological process (GO): regulation of transcription by RNA polymerase II
Cellular component (GO): nucleus
Molecular function (GO): DNA-binding transcription factor activity, RNA polymerase II-specific; sequence-specific DNA binding
Source: RefSeq, a predicted model, not a curated record